This is a messenger RNA of Acaulospora colombiana, 1083 nucleotides long. NCBI's taxonomy places the organism in Eukaryota, Fungi, Glomeromycota, Glomeromycetes, Diversisporales, Acaulosporaceae. The record is from the annotation of a GenBank genome assembly.
AUGUUUAACAUCAAAAAUAAAAAUCUCAAUACUUCCAACUACACAGAAAUUCCAAGCGACCGAUUAUUGAAUAAUCGCAGCUUGCUCACCACCAUUAAUCAAAGAAACAAUCAUCGAACCGGUCUCUCAUCAUCCUUCACCCAUUCAAGCAACCUUAACGACGGCACACGCAAUAAUGAUAAUCGACGGAUAGCUGGAUUCGUGAGAUUUGUAAAUAAAACUUUGCCGAGAAGCAAUUGCAGUCUGAGGUCGAGGAACACCCGUGCGAGCACAACCUGCCCAGGAGAGCAAUCGUCAAGUUCCAUCGAGUUGCACCACGAGCAAGUAAAUGAUGGGGCAUCUCGACGACCCCCUGCAUCGAGUGCUCCCCCUCCUGAACCCAUAAGACCUACACCGCCAUCACCGACACUUAACCUUACGGUCGAAGAUGAUGACAACAGUGACGAAGACGGAUAUACGGAUGUUGGCGAUUCGUCAUCAUCAUCAAGUGAAGAUGACGAUGACGCACCAUUUGAGUCGAUGUAUAACCGUCGUAUCCCUAUUCCAUCGACGCUAUUUGCUAACAAUAGUCGUCGCGUCGUUAGUUCGAGACCAGGAGUUCGACAUAACACGCGACGAUACAGCCUGAGGCGUCAAUCACGAUAUAUAACACCGGAUCAAUUUAAUUGGGAAUCGCACUCCGUGCCACGUCGAAACCAGCCAUCUUCAAUAUAUUCUUCGGCAUAUGCAAAUUUACUUCCAUCAAAUUUAUCCCACUCUCGUUCACUCUCACUUCCUUCCAACUCAGACGUAACGAACGAUUCACCAUCCGCAUACAUAUGUAAGAAUUCACAUUCCGAAUCUCGCCAAACUCCGAACCCCGAGAAAAUUUCCACAAGAUCAGAUGCCGAUGGCCCCACCGAUGACGAUCAAACAGAGGAAUGUUUUAUAUGUAUAGAACCAUUGGAAUUACGCGGCGGUAGAAUGAUUUUGAAUCCCGGUUGUGGCCAUUUGAUGCACAUGAAAUGUUACAUGGAGUACAUUAAUAAAUGUACAGAUUCUUGUGCCAUUUGUUCGAAAAAAUUUCCAAGUUGGGAUCAUUGA